This is a messenger RNA of Belonocnema kinseyi, 3922 nucleotides long. RefSeq names its product LON peptidase N-terminal domain and RING finger protein 3. Lineage: Eukaryota; Metazoa; Arthropoda; Insecta; Hymenoptera; Cynipidae. The record is from RefSeq and is a predicted model, not a curated record. The transcript is spliced from 9 exons. Gene Ontology annotation, molecular function: metal ion binding; protein binding. The coding region runs from base 533 to 2722 and encodes 729 amino acids.
ACGCCAGUCCUCGUGUGCCGUUUGAACCGCGUGGUGGAUCUGUCAAACAGGUCUAGAAAUAUAACAAAAUCCACGAACAAAAAUCCUAAAGGGAAAUUCAAAGAAUUACCCUAAACAAUAAUAGAUAAACUAUCAAAAAGACCUUGAAAUAUAAUCUGCAAACUACUCAAUAAUAAUCCCUAACUAUUAGUCCCUGAAGUGUGUGAUGUGUCAGUGAUUUGAUUCUUAUAUUUUUGGUAAAAGUGGUCAAUGACAUGCAGAGGUUUGAAAAAGUGACAAGGAUUAAGAUAGUGUUUGGUUCUCUGAAGAAGUGUUCGGGGUUGUAUUUAUAGUACUAAGAAAACUAACUACAACAAGGAGUCGCUAUUAAUUCUAAGGAUGCACUCCUAACACUAAUUAUGAAUUCCGACUCCUGAAAAUGUAUAGCGGAUUUAACAUCCUAAAAUCAGCAGCGAGCGGAUUUUACCGCGGGGAUUAUAUAAAAACCAACCCCUGUAAAUUGACUAGAUAGGAAGAAUCUCCUAAGUUUAAGAUGACGGAAUUGGCAAAGGAGGCCUUCGCCUCUAGAAACUAUUGUUUGGCUGUGGAAAUGUAUGAAAGGUGCCUAAAGCAACAGGCUCCAAGUUUUGACGUCCUCUUUGGCUACGGGGAUUCCCUCGCGAGAUGUGGUAGGUUAAGAGACUCAAUUGACAUCUACUCGAGAUGCCUGGCUUUGGGAAAUGUUCCCUUAGAGAGGCUUCGACAUCUUGUCGGGUCCCUUUUGGAAGACCUUGGUGAGUCGUCUCUAGGGUCAAGGAGAAGGACGAAUGAUUCAUUCGCAUGUCCAUUUUGCGAAGGGACCUUGUACCAACCAAUCACAACUAACUGUGGUCAUACCUUCUGCAAAAACUGUCUCGAGCCCGCCAAAAAUUGUCGCGUGUGCGGACAGAAAGUUGAUGAAGUGGGGGAAACUAAUGUGCUAGUGCAGAGGCUUGUUGAAAAGUGGUGGCCAAGGGAAGCAGAAGCCAGUAGGGCGAGACACGAGGGCGACCUUCUCUUAGGGGAGGGUCGCAUGGGUCAAGCACUUGAGAGAUACAACCUUGCUGUCCACCUUGCACCAAACAGUCCGCUGCAUCUCAGCAACAGGGCACAAGCCUUACUUUUGCUAAAUAGGCCACAAGCCUCCCUCACUGACGCCGAUCAUGCUGUUCGAUUGCGACCAGACUGGGGCAAGGGUCAUUAUAGGAGAGGGCUAGCUUUGUCGGCAUUAGGAAGGCACGAGGAGGCAGUUUUUGCUCUUUGUACGAGUGCGGCGAUUGACAAAAAUCCACAAAAUGUUCGCCAUGAACUAACGAGGGCGCUCCAUAGAGCAUUAUCACCAAAUUUAAGAAGAAAAACAAACGCUUUUAUUUUAACCCCAUACAACUCAGUGGAGAAUUCUAUCCGUACAAAAAGAAAACGUCACCAUUUAUUGCUGCCCUUAAUGAGUUCGAGUCAUAGACAUCGAAGAGCAGCACUAAACACUUCCGAUUGUGAAGAUAAUAGUAGUGGAGGAGAGGAAGAAUUUACUCAGACAAUUUGUCGAUCGCCUUUAUCCAGUAUGACGCCACAAGACAAUGUGAAAUUGCACGCAACUUUGGACAGGGUAUUUCAAGAGGUCGAAAAGUUGAAAAGAUUGGAAUCGCGACCUGCAGAAAUUCUCUUACCACCCCUUUCUGGUGGCGCAACCAGUGAAUUGGACUGCAUUCUUUGCUGCAGGCUAUUAUGGAAACCUGUCACGACACCUUGUGGACAUACUUACUGCUGGAUGUGUUUAGACCGUUGUCUGGAUUACUCCUCCUCCUGCCCCCUUUGUGUCACUUCUCUUUCCGAUUACCUGGCGAGCAGCCAAAAGACUGUGACGGACUUUGUGGAGAGGGCUCUAAAGAUCGUGGCGCCAAAAGAAUACACUUCGAGGGCGGCGAGUCAUCGACACGAGCUGGUUCAAGGCCUCGGUCUUCUGGGAAGUGAAGAGAUCGCCGUCUUCGUCUGCACAACUGCAUUCCCAUGCGUUGCAUGUCCCCUCUUCGUGUACGAGCCGAGGUACAGACUGAUGGUGAGAAGAUGCGUCGAGAGUGGCGUCCGCCAAUUCGCCAUCGCGGCGUGCCUCAACAGAGAAGCCACGGGUGCCAAAAGGUAUGCUGAAUUUGGCACUAUGUUGGAAAUUCGAGAUCGAGUCUUAUUGAAAGAUGGGUGCAGUAUUUUGAGUACAGUGGGUGCCAGGAGGUUCAGAGUUUUAUCUGGAGGAGAAAAAGAUGGUUACGAUACCGCCCGAGUGGAGUUCUUGAGAGACUCGCCUGUUCAGCCAGAUCAAGUGCUCAAUAUUUUAGAACUUCAUGAUAAGGUUCGAUCGAAAAGUAGAAGAUGGUGGGACACAGUACCAUCGACGCAGCAAUCAGAGAUCCAACGAGUAUUUGGAAGAAUGCCAGAAACGGAAGAUGAUUGGCUGCGCUUACCAGAUGGACCAUCCUGGACCUGGUGGUUAUUAGCCAUUUUACCACUAGGACCUCAACUUCAGGUUGGAAUUCUGGGUACGACGAGACUUGAAAAACGUCUGAGAGCAAUCGAAAAAACCCUGGAUCAUAUGGAACAAAGACAAUUAACAGUGACUCCAGCAACUUCCGAAGAAACAACAACAUCCUCCAGCAUUUGCAGAGAUGAUGCCAUGAAUGAAAGCACCGUUUCCAUGGUUCAACAAUCCUAGGGUUGGCUCUCAAAACUCAUUCAGUCGACUUUCCAUCAAUCGAUCGACAAAUUUCUCAAAAAAUUUCUUCAACAAAGUCUGAUCAAUCUAUAAGCAAAAGCACAUACACACACUUCACAUUAAUCUACUUUCAUUGAAUCGAUUUCCUUCUCUCAAAUGCGCUUCAACUUUCCACUGAUUCAAAUCUGUUCUUCCAGAAUUAUACAUAUGUAUGAUAAUUACAUUUAAUGAUUAACGAUAUUUAUAAAUUGUAAGAAAAUUGGCAAUUUAUUAUAUCAUUCAAUGGUAAACCAGUGUUCGAAAGAAAACCGUUGUUUCAAAAAAUCACCGUUACACUUUUCUCAACCAAUAUAUAUUUGACCCAUGAAGCAAUACAAUGUUCUGUUCUAAAUUCAAUUAAAAAUUGCAAUUUAGGUGUGAAAAUGCAACAAUGGUUAUUUUUCAGAACACUGGAACAAACUAGUAUGCAUAAUGUUUCAAUUUUAUAGUGACGUAUAAAGUUGCAAAAAAGAGUGACAGUAAGGCUUUUAAAACAGCUUGGGGUUUCACCACUUACAUAAUGCGUCUACGAGGAUGCAUUGUUAAAUGUAAUAUUUUAACCGUCCUAAGUCGGCACAGUAAAAGUUCUUUUUCUAAAACACAGGUUAAAGCAAAAUAAUCCUUAGUCGGCACAGUAAUGAUUUCGAUCUAAACAUAAGGUAAAGUAAAGUGUUCCUAAGUCGGAACAGUAAGAUUUUUUCUCUAAAACAGAGGGUAAAGUAAAGUGGUCCUAAUUCAGCACAGUAAGAUUUUUUUUUCUAAAACACAGGGUAAAGCAAAAUAAUCCUUAGUCGACACAGUAAUGAUUUCAGUCUAACCAGAAGGUAAAUUAAAGUGGUCCUAAGUCGGCACAGUAAUAUUUUUUCUCUAAAAUAGAGGGUAAAGUAAAGUGGUCCUAAUUCGGCACAGUUAGAUUUUUUUUCUAAAACACAGGGUAAAGCAAAAUAAUCCUUAGUCGGCACAGUAAUGAUUUCGAUCUAAACAUAAGGUAAAGUAAAGUGGUCCUAAGUCGGAACAGUAAGAUUUUUUCUCUAGAACAGAGGGUAAAGUAAAGUGGUCCUAAUUCGGCACAGUAAGAUUUUUUUUUCUAAAACACAGGGUAAAGCAAAAUAAUCCUUAGUCGGCACAGUAAUGAUUUCAGUCUAACCAGAAGGUAAAUUA